Molecule: messenger RNA, 682 nt
Organism: Racocetra fulgida
Lineage: Eukaryota; Fungi; Glomeromycota; Glomeromycetes; Diversisporales; Gigasporaceae
Source: the annotation of a GenBank genome assembly
ACCUGAACCACGUGGUGGGCACAUGGCUACGCUGGUUAAUAACAAAAUUUUUUUUAUGGGUGGUUCAAGACCUAUACCCAAAAUUUCAUCUGCAUGGACUCCAAUUCAUCAAUUCAAUCUAUCAGAUGAGGUGUUCUUUUUGGAUCUUUCUUCACCGUUUACCGUUGAUUCGCCUCCUUUCACAGAUCUUUCUGCAACUUCGAGAAUGCCAUUUGGAAGCGAAAAGGGAACAGCAGUGUUAGGAAAUAGUGGUGUACGGAUUUAUCUUGUAGGAGGGGUCCAACAAAAUAUGGCGACGUUUGGUUAUAAUGCGACAAAUUCUACCCUUUGGAUGUAUAAUUUAAAUUCACAACGAUGGGAAGUUCAUGGGACAGGAGUUAAGGGAGCGCAACUUCCCAUGCGUAGAUCCACUGCAACAGUUAUUGACGAAAAUGGUACAAUAUUUAUACUAGGUGGGAGGGUGGCGGUGGAUACUGGUUCGGAUGUAUUCACCAUAUUUGAUGACUUUUUUACAUUUGAUACUUUAACACCUAAGUGGACAAAUGUGACUUCACUUCCUAAUCAUCCAUAUAAACGAAGUCAUAACACAGCAACUUUAAUGCCUGAUGGAAAAAUUAUUUACAUAGGGGGCGUUACUCAAUCCAAUCCCGGCGAACCUGCAAACCCCAUAGAAAUGAAUGAG